Beauveria bassiana ARSEF 2860 is the source of this 732-nucleotide messenger RNA. RefSeq lists its product as uncharacterized. The transcript is spliced from 2 exons. NCBI's taxonomy places the organism in Eukaryota, Fungi, Ascomycota, Sordariomycetes, Hypocreales, Cordycipitaceae. The record is from RefSeq and is a predicted model, not a curated record. The coding region runs from base 1 to 732 and encodes 243 amino acids.
AUGGAUGACAUCGCGGGCAAGACGUCACCGGAUGGCAAACCUGUUGUGAGGAUAUGCCAGAUAUUGAACUCGGCUGGUGUACCAAAUGUUCUUUGGGGCAAUUAUUUGCUGAGGAUCUAUGGUGUGCCAACCAUCAUUGACGAUGUGGCCUUUGUUGUGCCUGAUGAUCAAAUAACGGCAGCUUCAUCUGCCCUCGUUCAGGCUAAUUUUACUCUUUGCAAUAACCUGAACUGCGAUCGCUCAUAUCGUUUUCAGGCUCGACGCCCUUUGGUGCACUUUCACAUGAGUGAUGUGUUUGUGCUAUCGUUGUACCAAAAAUCCGACGUCCUCUGGGAGCUCACAGCUCUCGAUUCUCCUACAUCGGAAAACGCCGGCAGCAUCCUAAGUGCGUCGGACCCUUUGCUGCCCUCAGCCGCUCCAGGCAGGGGCCAAGGGCGAUUGUCGUCAGAAUAUUCCGCUGUACGGGUUCCAGCCGUUGCAAAAUAUUGUGAGAGCUUGCUUCUCCUCAUGUGCCGCGAUUACGAUACUACCUACGAGACUUACUGGAUGGCCUUGUUGACUUAUAUACUCGAGUAUGUUGAUGAGACCGGUUUUUUCUGCGUUGAAGAUUUGGGAUAUGAGUUUAGAGAGUUUUAUUGCGCCGCGAAAGAAGCCGAUACUUCUUGCAUGUGGCGGCUUUUGGAGGAGCUCCGCUCCAACUUGUCUUUGAGCGGUCGUCUGCCGAAUAGCUAG